AUGGUGCAGAAGAGCCGCAAGGAACGGGGAAAUAAGAGCGGAUGCGCGUUCGGGGGGGCCCUUCCUGUGCCCCCCAUCACUGCUGUCCCCGGCCCCGAGUGCGUCCUCCGAGAUAAGCCGGGACCGCCCCGGGACGUGCCGGGGCUGUGGCCACAUUUCGGGGUGGCCAUGGGGCUGCUGCGGGUGCUGCUGCUCCUCGGGGGGCUGCGCCUGCCCCCCACCCUGGGGCUUCUCCAGGAACCCCCCACCGAGUACACGGGACCCCCCGGCAGCUAUUUCGGCUUCGCCCUGGAUUUCCUCGUGACAGAGGGCAGACCCAGCGUGGCUGUGGGGGCCCCCCGUGCCAACACCUCCCAGCCCGGCGUGGCUCAGCCCGGCGCCGUCUUCCUCUGCUCCUGGCCCCCCGACGAGACCCCCUGCCGCCCCCUCCCCAUCGACACCGCAGGGGACGAGACCGAGACCCGGGGCACCUUGGAAUUCCACACCUACAAGUCGCACCAGUGGCUGGGCGCGUCCGUCACCGGCUGGGACGGCAAACUGGUGGCCUGCGCCCCGCUGCAGCACUGGAACGCCAUGGAAGGGUCGGAGGAGGCGUUCCGGACCCCGACGGGCACCUGCUUCGUGGCGACACCGGGGCUGCGGCGCGUGGUCUGGUACUCGCCCUGCCGGGACCAGUCGAUGGCCAACACCUACCGCCAGAACAACUACGAGCACGACAAGCGCUACUGCGAGAUCGGCUUCAGCGCCGCCGUCACCCCGGACGGCACGCUGGUGCUGGGUGCCCCCGGCGGGUAUUACUUCACGGGGCUCCUGUACUCCGUGGAGGUGAACACCAUCCUCAGCCGCUUCCACGGCACGUCCCUGCUCUGGCUGGGGACCCCGGGGCGCCCCACGGUGCCCGUGUCCCUGGAAUACGAGGACGGGUACCGGGGGUACUCGGUGGCUGUGGGCGAGUUCGAUGGCAACCCCAAAACCAAAGAGUACGUGGUGGGGGUCCCCAACAAGAGAGACACAAAGGGUGAGGUGGAGAUCUUCACUGCGGGGAACACCCUGCGCCGGCUGCGGGGCAUCGACAGCGAGCAGGUGGCAUCGUACUUCGGGCACACGGUGGCCGUGGCCGACGUCAAUGGGGACGGGCGGGACGACCUGCUGGUGGGUGCCCCCCUGUACAUGGCCCGGCGCCCCGACGGGCAGCGCAGCGAACUGGGGCGGCUCUACCUCUACCUGGGCGGGGGGCAGCAUCUCCUCCCCCGACCCCCCCAGACCCUGACGGGCACCCACCCCUACGGCCGCUUCGCCGCCGCCAUCGCCAGCCUGGGGGACCUGGACAAGGACGGCUUCGGCGACGUGGCCGUGGGUGCCCCGCAGGGGGGUGACGAUGGCAGAGGGCAGGUCUUCAUCUUCCGCGGGCAGAGCGAAGGGCUGGAGCCGGUGCCCACCCAGCGCCUCGACAGCCCCUUCCCCGGCCCCGCCGCCUUCGGCUUUGCCCUGCGAGGGGGCACCGACCUGGACGGCAACGGCUACCCGGAUCUGCUGGUCGGGGCUUACGGGGCGGCCAAGGUGGCCGUGUACCGGGGACAGCCCGUGGUGGUGGCCCACACCCAGCUGAGCGUCCCCGAUGGGCUGAACCCCGAGGUCCUGGACUGUGUCCUGCCCGACUCUGGUAUCCGUGUCAGCUGCUUCCACGUGGUGUUUUGUGUCAGCGUGACGGGCCAGCACAUCCCCUCGGCCAUCCACCUGGAGGCUGAGCUGCAGCUGGACCGGCUGAAGCCUCGGCUGUCCCGGAGGGUCCUGCUCCUGCAGGGACACCAGUCGUCCUGGCGCGAGGAGCUGGUGGUGACACCGGGGACACGCCCCCAGUGCCGCAACCUCACCGCCUACCUGCGGGACGAGGCCGAGUUCAAGGACAAGCUGAGCCCGGUGGCCCUGAGCGUGGCCCUGGCACUGCCCCGGGAGGCCCCGGGGCUGGUGCUCUACGGGAACACCCUGGUGCAGGCACAGACCCACAUCAUCCUGGAGGACUGUGGUGAGGACAAUCUCUGCAUCCCUGACCUCCACCUGGCUGCUGACACCCCCAGCCAGCACCUGCUGAUCGGGGCGGAGGCCGCGCUGCGCCUGCGCGCCCACGCCUCCAACGCGGGCGAAGGCGCCUUCGAGGCCGAGCUGAGGGUGCAGCUGCCCCCUGGCACCCACUACCAGGCAGCCAGGAGCACCAUCCCGGGGCAGGAGAAGCUGAGCUGCAACCCCAAGAAGGAGAACGGGACCCACGUGGUGCUCUGCGAGCUGGGCAACCCCAUGAAAGCAGGGGCCCAGAUCACUGUGGACAUGGAGCUGAGCGUGUCCGGGCUGGAGGACAUGGGGGAUGCCAUCACCUUCCAGCUCCAGCUGCGGAGCAAGAACAGCCCCAGCCCCACCAAUGCGUCGGUGACAGUGACGGUGCCCGUGGAGGCGCAGGCAGAGAUGGAGCUGCGAGGCAACUCCCUGCCAGACACGACGGUGCUGCCCACGAGCUGGCAGGGGGUGGAGGGCAGCCGGCGGCUCGAGGACCACGGCAUCAAGGUGGAGCACGUUUAUGAGCUCCACAACAAGGGUCCCAGCACCGUCAGCGGGGUCACCCUGCGCCUCGCUGUCCCCCACCAGCUGGGCGGCCACAUCCUUCUCUACCUGCUGGAGCUGGGCACCGAGGGGGGCAUGAACUGCACCCACCACCCCGAGCUCAACCCCGCCCAGCUGGAGAUCGCCGGUCCCACGGGAGCAGCGCCCGGGAACGGCACCCGCCAGCGGGAGCGCCGGGAGGCGGAGGAGCCCCCGGGGGUGGGGCUGGGGGAGCCUGUCCCCGUGCCCACAACGGGUGCAGGGCUGGGGGUGUCCCCCGGGGUGGGGGUCCCCAACACCUGCCGUGUCCCUCAGGACUGUGACAAUGCCACGUGCGUGGACAUCACCUGCCACGUGCCCAGCCUGGGCAAGGACCAGCGGGCACUGGUCAGUGUUCACGCCCUGCUCUGGAUGGACACCCUGCAGCAGCGGGAGCACCUCCUGUCGCAGUUCCUCAUCCAGUCCCAGGCGUGGUUCAGCACCUCGGCCAUGCCCUACCGGGUCCAGCCCCGCGUCCUGCCCGCCGGCAACGCCACGGCUGUCACCCGGGUGGUUCGUGCCAGCCCCGGGGGCAAGGGGACCGUGCCGGUGUGGGGGGUGGUGCUGGGGGUCCUGGCCGGGCUCCUGCUCCUCACCCUCCUCAGCCUCUUCAUGUGGAAGAUGGGUUUCUUCAAAAGGACACGGCCGCCCACCGAGGGGGACACACAGGAGCCCAGCCAGGCCCAGGAGCCCGGGGGUGCCCAGGGCUAGUGGGGUCCCCCGUGGUUCUCCUGUGCCCCUCUCCCCAACCCCCUUGUCCCCGACUCCCCUGAGUGCCCGUGGGACCCCAGCCUCCCUCUGCUCCCCCCCAGACAAUAAAUC
Neopelma chrysocephalum (saffron-crested tyrant-manakin) is the source of this 3456-nucleotide messenger RNA. It is a transcript of the gene ITGA2B, whose product is annotated as integrin subunit alpha 2b. The transcript is spliced from 31 exons. Gene Ontology annotation, molecular function: integrin binding. Gene Ontology annotation, cellular component: external side of plasma membrane; integrin complex. The record is from RefSeq and is a predicted model, not a curated record. Gene Ontology annotation, biological process: cell-cell adhesion; angiogenesis; integrin-mediated signaling pathway. The coding region runs from base 1 to 3345 and encodes 1114 amino acids. NCBI's taxonomy places the organism in Eukaryota, Metazoa, Chordata, Aves, Passeriformes, Pipridae.